AUGUUCAGGGUUGUCAAAUCGUCUAGAUCACUAUAUGGAUUCCCGUUCGCAAGAAUGGUUCCAGCUUUAGCCCAGCGAAGAUUGCACAUGCAAUCUCCAGUGUACAACAAUAUCAAGCCUACAGGUUCACUGUCUCCCUCGACUACUGCUGCUACUACUACUACUACUACUACUACUACUACUACUACUACUACUACUACUACUAUUCCUAAGAAAAAUAACUCGUUGGUGGAAGAUUUCGAAACCACAUUCGCAAAGACUCUGAUCUUCAACGAGCAGUUUGCUGAUAAUGAUGAUUCCAAGCCUUUGAAAGUGGCCAUCAGCCGUAAUGCUUGCAAUCAACUUCAAAAACUCAUGGCCGAAGAUAAGAAUAGCAAUCUUGCGGUACAAGUGACAGUGGAAUCUGGAGGAUGUCAUGGGUUUCAAUAUCAUUUGAAAUUGAUAGACUUAUUCCAAGAUAAAGUAAUCAAAAAGGACCUUAACCAGACGAAACUUGAAAAUUUGACUGUCGAUGAUUUGAACGAUGAUGAAACUUCUAUUUUCAACAGAGAUGGCGCAAAAGUGGUGUUGGACAAUUCCAGUUUAUUGAUCCUUAGAGAGUCAAAAGUUGAUUAUGUGAAAGAGUUGAUUGGUACAUCUUUUAAAGUGAUUGAUAGUCCGUACACCAAGAGUGCAUGUGGUUGUGGAUCAAGUUUCGAUGUUGAUUUUUCCAAGCUUGAAAAGCUGGCUUGA
Molecule: messenger RNA, 732 nt
Organism: Saccharomycopsis crataegensis
Lineage: Eukaryota; Fungi; Ascomycota; Saccharomycetes; Ascoideales; Saccharomycopsidaceae
Gene: ISA2
Product: Isa2p
Exons: 1
Coding region: 1-732 (243 amino acids)
Biological process (GO): iron-sulfur cluster assembly
Cellular component (GO): mitochondrion
Molecular function (GO): 4 iron, 4 sulfur cluster binding; iron ion binding; 2 iron, 2 sulfur cluster binding
Source: RefSeq, a predicted model, not a curated record